Lagopus muta (rock ptarmigan) is the source of this 9326-nucleotide messenger RNA. RefSeq names its product ER membrane protein complex subunit 2 (gene EMC2). Gene Ontology annotation, biological process: protein folding in endoplasmic reticulum. NCBI's taxonomy places the organism in Eukaryota, Metazoa, Chordata, Aves, Galliformes, Phasianidae. The coding region runs from base 73 to 966 and encodes 297 amino acids. The record is from RefSeq and is a predicted model, not a curated record. The transcript is spliced from 11 exons. Gene Ontology annotation, cellular component: EMC complex. Gene Ontology annotation, molecular function: protein binding.
CGGUGCCCCGCGGCCGGAGGCCAAUGACGGCCGGUGCCGUCACGGCGCCGCGUCACGCGGGCGGCCGCCAAGAUGGCGAAGGUUUCGGAGAUGUACGACGUGACCUGGGAAGAUAUGCGUGAUAAAAUGAGAAAAUGGAGGGAAGAAAACUACCGAAACAGUGAACAGAUAGUGGAUGUUGGAGAGGAGUUAAUUAAUGAAUAUGCAUCUAAGCUUGGAGAUGACAUUUGGAUAAUAUACGAACAGGUGAUGAUUGCUGCCCUGGACUGCAGUCGAGAUGAUUUGGCACUGUUUUGUCUUCAAGAACUAAGGAGGCAGUUUCCUGGGAGCCAUAGAGUUAAGCGAUUAACUGGAAUGAGAUUUGAAGCUAUGGAAAGGUACGAUGAUGCCAUCCAAUUAUAUGAUAGAAUUUUACAAGAGGAUGCAACCAAUACAGCAGCAAGGAAGCGUAAGAUUGCCAUUCGAAAAGCCCAGGGGAAAAAUCUUGAGGCCAUCCGAGAGCUGAAUGAGUAUCUGGAACAAUUUGUUGGAGACCAGGAAGCUUGGCAUGAACUUGCAGAACUUUACAUCAAUGAACAUGACUAUGCAAAAGCAGCCUUCUGCUUAGAGGAGCUUAUGAUGACUAAUCCACACAACCACUUAUAUUGUCAGCAGUAUGCUGAAGUUAAAUAUACUCAAGGGGGGCUUGAAAACCUAGAGCUAUCAAGAAAAUAUUUUGCACAAGCACUGAAACUUAACAACAGAAAUAUGAGAGCUUUGUUUGGGCUUUACAUGUCUGCAAGCCAUAUUGCCUCCAAUCCAAAAGCAAGUGCAAAAAUGAAAAAAGAUAAUAUGAAAUAUGCCAGCUGGGCAGCAAAUCAAAUAAAUAGAGCCUACCAGUUUGCAGGUCGUAAUAAGAAAGAAACUAAAUACUCCCUGAAGGCAGUGGAAGACAUGUUGGAGACCCUGCAAAUCACUCAGUCUUAAGUUGGCACAGAGUGGUCCAAUAUUAAAUUUUCAGAUUCUUUGAUCAAACUUUAAUAACUUCUGGGUUAUGUUACUCCAGUACUGUUAAAAAUUAAUUUUGUAUUGAUUAAUGUGGCUAUAUAAAAUAAUCCUGACAAGUAAAAUGCCUAUUUAUUGCUGCUAUUUGAAAUGUGAUGAAUACCCACUGAAAUGAGUAACUUAUCAAAGUAGAUGACAUAAAGAAAUGUAAUGAGUUGCACAACAGUCUCUUUAGAUUUUGUAUGUACAGUACCUGCUUUUAAGCCAUAAUUUGUAGAAAUAAACUUGUUAAAUGACUAAAAGGAAUUACAGUGAUGUAUUGAACUUGUCAAUGGAAGCUACAAAUUUAUAUAUGGAGAUUAAUAACAUAUGUUAGAAAAUGUUAUCUUACUUGAAUAUUUAAGAGUUAAAGCAUGCUACAGAUGUAUAAUUUGUUAACUAUUUACCAUACGAGAAGAGAUUAUUUUGCAUGAAUACACUUUAUUAGGGGAAAACAUUAAUGAUUUUAUGAAUUAUUUGAUAUCUGCUGCUGUAGAAAUGGAGAGAACUUUUUUGUAUACAUUUCUUCAGAGGGUGUCCUGUACUGGCUUACGGCCAAAGACAUUUGUCUCUGUGGCUUUGUGGGCAAAUGUUUCCAUGUCCACUUAGUUCUCCAAUCAGUAAAUAUGUGUGCUUCUUUUAUUUCUUUUUUUUAACUCCUUCUGUGUGUCCUUUGUUGUACACAUGUUCCACAUCAUGAAUUUAAAAACCAUCUGAAUACAGGGACUGCCUGCUGGUCUGUUCUAAUUUUACAGUACCUACAGUACUGCUGCAAGCUAUGGCAUAUGAGCUCCACGGUAACCAGGUGUUCUGCACUGUAGGGUUGUUCUACUGCCUUAUUCUUACUGGAGAAUGCAAGUAUUUUUACAUCCAUAAGCAUGAAAGAUCUAGUGCACUGUAAACGUGUGUCGUGUUUGUCUUUUAGGAGCUUGUUUGUUUACUCAGAUAACUAGCCAAGCACCUUAAUCCACACAUUUUGCAGUUCUGGUAAUUUUGUCUUGUGCUCCUUCUGUGGCACAGCUAUCAUUUAUGACAGCUUCAGUCAUGUUACACAACGGCAAUGUAAGCCUGACACAUUCAAAUAAAAGUAAUUGCAGUGUCAUUUUCCUGAUUGUUCCUAGCACCCAAACUGAUCAGAUCUCUGAGUUUGCACUGCUUCCUCUAUAUAGGUUAAAGUCUGUGCAUUGAAAUGUCCAUUCUAUAGCCUUGGGAUUGGAGUAAUAAAGCUGAGCUCUUGCUUAAAAACAAAGCGUCAACAAAAACUUCCCCUGUGGGUUCAAAACUUGAAAAUGGUGGUUGCAUGAAUUCAUGCCUUUAGGAAACAUAAGACCUCAUUCUUAGUAUCUAUGAAAUACAUUAUAAGCAGUGAAUAUAAUAGUGUGACAGGAUGAGUGCUAUGCCCUGAGAGUAAAGUGUGUCUAGAAUCCUACAUUAACUUGUUUCAGUGCUUAGGAAUUACAGAACUGCUAUUACUGUGCAGUAUUUUUAUUAAAUUACCUAGUUUUAACCUGUAGAAAUUUUAUAAGGUUAUUUUUGGGUCGGUUAGUGAAUUAAUGUUUGCAGAUAUAUUAUAUAUAUUUCAGGUGGAAACCCAAGUCAAUCUCAUACGUAAAGCUGUGUGCAUUUCCAUUCAGAUUUGUUCUCUUUUACUGUAUGAGUGUGCCAUCUAGAGUUUUAAAUCCUCAGUAGUCUUGUUUUUAUUUUACCUACAUCUCCAAUAAUUUGGUUGCAUUCUAAAGUGAAAAAUGAUGGGAAGCUGUACUGUAGGAAUCACUUAGACUAAGGAACAGUUCAGUAACCGGAGUUUAUUCAGUACAGUUGGUAUUUAGCCUCCUAUUAUAUUCCCUUCCUAAAUGUAAAUAUACAUUUACAAAAUAAAGGGAAUAUUCAAUAAAAACCUGUGUGGAAGUGUUACGGUAGACACUGUAGCACAAAGAAACUGAAGUUGAUCUUUUGAGUUUGAAGUGCAGUAGAAGAUACAUGUUGUAAAGCUUCACUUUGAGAGUUAUCAAACUGAUUUGUAUGAAGUGAUAAAUGCUAUUGAAGCAUUUUGCAGCGUGGAAUUUGUCAUGAUGAACAGCUCACAUAUAUUUGUCACUUACACAAGGAAUUUGAAUUAUGCAGCUGAGGUUUAUGAGAUUUUAACUCCAAACUACUGAAAAAAAAUGGCAGCACCGAAUUAUUGCGCAGGAGGCAACUAAGGUGCUGGAAAGAUACAAGGUGUUGUAUCUAAUGCUUUAUUCAGAGGCAAUUUAUAACAAGGAAUUUAAGUACAGGACUUAGAUAUUCUGUAAAGAAGUUUCAGAGGUUUGUUGGUAAAUUCUAUAUAGUUGACCACUUCAAAACUUGUAAUUUAGAUUGCUGCUUAGGAUCUUUCUCAUGCACUCUGAUUUGUGCUUAUGUUUUGGCAUAACUCUUCCACAGUAGAGUUUACAAAUUGGACUAGCAAGUAUUUAUGGUAUAUUUAUAUUUACUUCAAAAAUAAAUUACUCCUAUGAAAAAAUGCAUGGGCAGUCUUUCAUGCAACUGUUGAGUUGCAGCAAUGGAAACACAGUUUUGUUUCUAUAUUUAUAUGAGAAAAAAACUGACUUUCUUUGUCUGCAGAGAAAAGAAUGGUAUGAAAUGCCCUGCACUUUCAGCAAGCAAAGGUACACAAAUGAAACUGAUAGAAUGUGAUCUUUAUAGAAUUCAGUUUCCAGUCCAACUCAGUGAUUCUGUCAUUUGUCGCUGACGCUGUCUUGCGUUAAAGAAUGUGUUCAAAGAAUGGGUUACUUAGUUAACAAAUGAACUUGAUUGUCCCUUUUUGUGCUCUGACAGCAACAAAUGCUACAUAAAAAUGUUAUCAAGUAUGCAGUCUCCAAAAUAAAAGGCUGUGCAUUGUUUCAGUUAACAGAAAAGAACUUGAGGCCUUUGCAAUUAUCAGCGUAUAGCAAUGAUUUGAGUCUUUUGAUUGUGCCUUUAAUAGUAGGCUUGAUGUGGGGGGCGAAGUCUUAUCUGUUGAAGUAAGGGUCAUUGAAGAGCUAGCUAAAGCUUUGGUGUAGCAUUUGUAAUACAAACUUCUGGUGACUUUUUCUGGUCUUUUUGCCUAAAUGUUAUACAGUUUAUAUUCUCUUGUUGAAAAAGUACUCGUUUAGAAUAUAUCCCUAAAUCUCUGAAAUUUGGAGCCCAGAGUAUCUUGCAGUUGCUAUUGGAAACUGUUAUUGGUCAACGGAGGACUUCCUCUUGGCAGCUUUGUAUUUGUGAUGGCAUCCAUGUUUGCUAGUCACUGCAUUUGCAGUGGAACUUGUGUUUCAGCCAGCUUCAGAAGGGAGUGGGAAAGGAAAGCAAAUUAAACUUGACUUACUGGCAUGAAAUUGUUAGCUUCUUGUUACUUGCAGCCUCAUCUUCCAAGAACACCAACUGUAGCUGUAAUCAGGUUUGCAGUAAUAAUCCUGCUUGUAACUCAAGAGCUUCCAUAUUUUCAGCUGUAAAACCGGUGCUCCAUUAAAAUCUAAAAUAUACCAAUUUCAGUUAAACAGUGCUGUGCAAUGUGCACUUAUGCUGGAGCUGGUGGACAGAGCAGAGCAACUCUCCCAGCCUCACUCAUGUUAGUGUUGGAGUAGGGGAGCGUCAGAACAAUUGUUUAAUGUUGGGACUUUUUUCUCUAGGAAACUAAUGCUACUCUAAGCAGUGUUUCGAGACAUAACAUUACUCGCAUUGCUGACUGCUUGAACAGAACGUUAGGACUAACUAUUAUUUAAUCACAGAUGCUUGGGUCUUUGUGGAGAAUAAAGUACUUGAUAUUAAUCUUAUCUGGAAUAACUGUGGACCCAGAGAGGCCGACAUCUUCCUGAUAGGCACCAGCUGGAAGUUAGAUUUAAGCCAGAAGCUAGUUUUCAGAAAUGGACAGUAAUCUACCUGCCUCUUCAUGAACAAGCAAACAAAAAACUCAGAAGCACACCAAAAAAGCACCCACGUUUGGUAAAGAGUUGUUUUCCAGAUGCUGAAUAUGAAAUGGAAGACCUUUAUCCAUAAAUUUAGUAGGUUAUUUUAAUUUAAUUUGUUCUGUGAUUAGAAAGCCCUCCCUUCAAUAUAAAGUAAUGCCAACCUUUGAACGCUUGCCUAGAAUGCAGAAGGGCUAGAGUGCAGUACAACUUGCUCAGCCGGUGUGCCACACUAGGACUCUAUGACAAGUUUGAAAGAAAAUGUCAUUCAUUUAGGGUCCCACAAGUGAGUAUUCCUGGUGUGCAGGCAUCUGUCAGCUGAAAAGAGCUGAAUAAAACGAGACCAGUACAGCCUAUCAUCUGCAGGUGGGUGGUCAGAGCCCUAGCUCCCAAAUCUUCAUCCAGCCAUCAGCAGGUUGCACAUCAGCAUCAAUCUGCCUGCAGGAAUUCUGCCCUUCUAGAGACUUUCAUCAGCAUUUUACUUCUACCCCCCUUGGCCUCUGCCUGGUAGGAUUCUUGCAGAUGAUUUAUGCUGAAGUGCAGCCUUACCAGUUUCACUGGAAGGUGCUGAGGUGUGAGGGUAGAGGUGAAUCGUUUUGCUGAAUAGAUCCUGGAUUUUAAAAGCUUUUACACUUUCUUAACUUCAGUUGAGUGAUUAGUGCACACCUAAGGGUUGGAACAAAACCAUUUACCUUGUACUGAAAGGACAUCAAGCAACAAGACCAGUCUGCUUAGCUUGUUAUGGAUGCUUGAUAAAGAAUGUCAGUGGAUUUUAUCAUGCUGAACCAUGUGCAAAUGUGUAGCAAGAUCUGUUGUUUGUGGUGUCUGUAGUUUAGUUCUUGCCAUCACUGGACUGUCUUGUGUGUGUGAGAGAGCAUGGAGUGAAAACUUGGUGAAAACAUUUCCAGAUGGGAAGCCCUUUGUUCAAGGUCAGAGAGAUGGAUGAAGGGGCACCUUUUCGGUUUGUAUGAGUCAGCGUAGGUCCAGUAGUUCUCUUUCCUGUAAAAGAUCACAAAGGAUGCUUCAUUUUUGUGUGGCGUAAAUAGUGGAAGGUAUAAAACUAUUUAAAAAAAAAAGAAAUCCUGAAAAAAAAAUCUAUGUACUCCUCUUCCUUUAGCUGUUUUCAGUGUGACCUUGUUGAUGUUAGGAUUUGUCAUGCCAUUUGGAUAGCACAUAGGCAUCCGCCUCAGGGCUGCCAGUGCAGAGAGACACAUUUAGAGUGACUGUUCUCUUGGGAAAAGUUAUUGAUGGGCUUCCAUCAUUGCAGGUCAUGACCUAUUUGCAUUGGCAAUAGAAGCACUACUUGCCCCAUUGUCAGUACUUGCUUAAAUAAGAUUCCUCUUAGGAUUAAGGCCAGUUUUCCCUAAAGAACCAGGGAUCUUUUCCUCAAAUGUAAAUGGUUGUAUUCUGUAGCAAGAUUUUAGCUUUUGGACAUGGUGUUUGGAAGUGAAACUUUAAACCAGGCAGAUGUAGUCCUCCAGGGAAGAGGCUGCAAAAAUCAGCACUGAAGCAAUUUCAGAAAAGUGAGCAGCAAGUAAAAUUAACCAUUACUUGUGUUUAUUUAGGUAAUUGAGCUUGACACAGUGGUGUGUCUGACAAGUUGGUUUGUGUUUUUUAUUCCGUUAAGUACAGAUAUGACACUCAAAGCUGUCAUUGGCCAUCUGAGACGGAUUGUUUCAGUUUAGACUUUGGAAAUCAGUAACUGUGAAUAGAUCGCCGUGUGGGCAGCAGCAUAACCAGAACACUUCUUCUGGACAGCUGUUGCAGUAUGUUUUGUUUCUUAGAAUCAAGAAUGAAAAACAUGAAAAAAAUCUAUUUUACUGUCUAUUAAAAGUCAGUAAUAUGCUGUGUCCUUUUUACUCAUUUACAUUUUCUUCACUGAAUAUUUAAUGGGUUGUUUGGGCAUUAUUUAUUGGCAUGCUUUAUUGUGAGCUGGCAAUGUGUUUGAAAGAUUCAGAGAGAGAAUGAAAAAUCUGAAAAUAAUGUAAAACCUUGGAAUUGCUGACUGAAAUUGAGAUGAAUUAUUUGUAAAAUGAACAGAGAAUUUCUGUUUUGGACAUCAUAAGAACAUUUAGUGAAUUGUAACAAUGUUCUAAUUGUAGCCAGGCCAAGCUUUUUGAUCAAAACUUCCCAGAAAUGUGAUGUCUGCAUGGAGCCAAAAACUCUAAUAAACGCUUAAGUAAAUUUUGAUUUAGUUAAGUGUAGGCCUCACCCAGCCUAAGGAAGAAGCUUUUGCUAAUAUGGAUAUUUUAUUCUUCUUGGGAAGCUCCCAUAUUCAAGUAACAUUGAGCCUGAUUAGUCAUAUGAAAGAAGUGAGUACACCUAUUAUCAGCAUAGUUUCAUGGAACAACAAGGGUUUUCCAAACGCAGACUGUCUUCUUAGUAAAGCAGAGAUGUAGAUGUGGUCAUUUGGGAACAAAUUUAAGAGAGGAAAUCGAUGGAUGAUGCCAUCAUUUUGUGAGGGAAUUGGAUGAAGAAGUCUAUCGAGAGAUUUAUGUGUUUUUCCUCAGGCCCCUUUUUGUAAAGUAUGCUGAAGAAAAAGCCCUCUGCAGAGAAGGCUCGUUUAGAUUGGCUGCAUUUCAGCUAUUUAACUAUUUAACAGAAAGUGAAUUUUGACAAGUGCCAGUCCAACAGACUGAUGAGCAGCUGAUACUAAUGCAGGAUCAGGGUCCUGUUUGGGUUCCAAGCAAAGCACCUGGGCCAUCGGUAGCUGGGUGGUGGGGCUUGCCACUCAGCUCUAACAUCUGCCUUUAGGACAUGAGCAACCUUUUACACGUCCUUCCAGUGCCUCCUCAUGCUGUACAACAUUCUGAAUGCCUUUAUAACAUGAAUAGUACUGUAAAAUAAAUAAAUAAAUAAAUCUAAUGAUUUGCUGGUUCAGAAGGGAUUGAUAAUCUGAUUUAUUCACAUCAGCUCUAGCCAAUGUAUGUACAAACUUUUUUUCUUUUUUUUUUUUUUCUUUUUUUUUUGUGAGCUUAGAGGCCCUAUUUCUCAGUAUUUAGACAACAAAGUAACGCACUGAAUUCUUAAAGUCAUAGCUUCCAUUUGGCCUUGCUUGCACAUUUUUUAUUCCAUUUUUUGAGAAUCGGACCACAUAUUUAAGCGCUUAAGUGCUUAGACAUGGAUUUGAUUCUUAAAUUUCGGCACCAGCUUUUCUUUUUUCUCCUAAUCUUUCAUUUGCCAAACUUUUAAAUGGAAGCCUAAUGAUAGUUUUCUAAGAGUCUCUGGCUGUGUAUUUGUAAACUAUUGAAAAAUACCUUUUUGUAUAUGGACAUAUACAUCUAUGUGUUGAAUCACAGGAAGAAAGCAGCAGAUGUGGUAGGUAACUGAUACAAUAAGAACAACAUUUGGACCAAAUUAGUGCAAGGACAGCUGUGAAGACUGGAAUGAUAGAUUUCAAUGAGGUAAAAUUCUGCUUGAAAUACAGAAGUAACAAAGUUUGUGCUGUGACAGGUUCUGGAGCCACGUGGUCAUUUCUUCAUGCUCCUUCCCUUGCUGCAGCCUCUUUCCUGUUGUCUCCCACUGGUAACAUCUUUUGCUGUGUUUUUGUGGGGCAGGAUUUCUGUUAUUAUGCUGUGACCAUCCGCGACAUGCCCAAGAACUGAGAGAUGAUAUCUAGCUACUUCAGGGUGAUUGUUUUCCCUGUUGUUUUGUUUCCAUUUCAGUGGUGGGUGAGGACUUGGGGCGUAUUCUUUGGCAGUGAGCAGAAAAUAUCAGAAGGCUACCAGAUGUUGGCAAUCUUCACCUAUUUCUGAUCAUUUCGAGUAAAUGAAACAAAGGGACAGAAGACACUGGGAGGAUGCCUGUCUGCUGUCAGAUCCCAAAUGGUCUGCAGGAGGUAUUGGAGCUGAUUCGUCUGUUCUACCACAGGGCUGGAAUGGAGGGGAGCAGAUCUUCUCACUUUGACCUCUCUGAAUAAAGAAGAAUAUUUAAAUGGGAAAUGAUAUUAUUAAGGACUGGCCAGAAUGCAGGAAUUUUGUCUUACAACAAAAUUGAGGUUUUACUUUUGUUUUUAUUUGACAUCAGAAAAAAAAACAACGAAAAAACCAGAAGCCUUUUCACUGCAAAAAGAGCCAUACCCACAAGGUUGAAAUCGACGCAGGAUUACCAGUAACCUAAUGACUGAGUCAUUUCCCUGGGCUGUAGAGGAUGGAUAUUUACGCUUAGUUGUCUACCUGGUUAAGAGAAUCUUCGUACUUGAAUUUCUCUUGUUCCCGGCAAGUGACCAUCAUGUUGCUGAGUCAGUCUCUGUUUCACUGUGGUUGGAAAAAUGGAAGAACUCAAUAGGAGAGAUUGGUUUUUGAUAGUUGUGUUUCUCUCUCACUAAAAUUUCAAAAAUAAAUUUGACUUUGAGAAAAAUUCAGUGAAACAAAUGCUUUU